ACAGAUCAGCUUAUAAAAGCAGAGGCCUUACUCUCAUUUUUCUGAUUUUAGACCCGGAAAAAAAAAACUCCAUUUUUAUUUCGCAGAGUUUAGAUAGAUAACCAGGGCAACCUGUGAGAGAUGGCAGAAUAUGGAGGCGCGAUCUCCCUCUCACAAGCUCGGGACUGUCACACCUCCGACGACGAAGACGACGAGCACGGUGCCAGAAGCGGCGGCCCGUUCAUGGUCGGUGGUGGUGUUGGAGGUAGUAGUGGUGGAGUCACCAAGACCAAGAUCAACCACGGCAGCAGCAACAAGACCGAGGGAGAUGCUGGGUCGACGGUGGAAGUCGUUCGGAAACCGAGAGGCCGACCACCUGGGUCGAAGAACAAACCCAAGCCACCAAUCGUUAUUACCAGAGACAGCGACUGCGCCAUGCGACCAGUCGUCCUCGAAGUUUCCGCCGGGUCCGACGUCGUCGAGAUGGUCUCACAGUUUGCUCGUCGCCGACACGUGGGUCUCUCCGUCCUCAGCGGUUCAGGCACUGUGGCGAACGUUACCCUCCGGUAUCCCACUGCACACGCAUCAACGCUCACUCUAAAUGGCCCUUUCCACAUUCUCUCACUCUCAGGCACCUUUCUUGGGUUUUCGUCCUCGUCCUCAUCUUCCUCUGCGAAAUCGUCUCCAUUUACUAUCUCUCUUGCAGGAGGUCACGGGCAGGUGUUUGGAGGGACUGUUGCAGGAUCACUCGUCGCUGGGAGCACCAUAGUUCUAGUUGCGGCAUCUUUUGUAAACCCUACUUUUCACCGUCUUCCUGGUGAAGACGAAGAAAGCGAGGACGUUAAAGCUGGUAACAUGGUGGGUGGAAGCGAUUCUUGCACGAGUAGCAUGUCCAUGUCUGUUUACAGUGUUGCAGCUCCGAGCCCUUUGAAUUGCCAGAUCCCCCCUGAAGUCUUGCCGUGGCCUCCCACCUCACGUCCUCCAUACUGAAAUCUGAUAUACAUCAUAGAAGAGAAGAAAUCUGAGACACCCAUCUCCAGAUUUCCUCAGUUUUGCUUUGAAUCUAUGAUUGAUUGCAGUUAUUUCUAUUCUAACUCUCCCUCAGAAACUAUUCCCUCUUAGUUGUUGGUUUGGUCGUGUCAGUGUUUCAACCACCUUCCAUUCCUCUUUUUUCUGCUAUAUUUUCCUUUCUGGUAUUCACAGUUCUCAUGGCUACUUCUUGUGGGUUUGCAAGUGUUCCUUGUCUUUUCUCUUUGUCUUUCGAUUAGCCCACUCGCAAGGUUUUCAGGGUCUCCUUUCGGCUUCCAUUUCGUUCUCGAGAAGUUGGGUUUUGCUCCUAUUGGUGCAGCUUCUGAUCUGAUGAUACUGUCAGUUCUUCAGAUAUUCUAUGUCAGGACUCAGACUCAGUGUUGAGCCCCCUCGGGAAGUGCCGAUUCUCCAUCCCCGAAGCAAGCAGCAGAUUAGCACAAACUACAGAGAAAGAGAGAAAGAUAAACAUCCAAACUUCAGGUUUAUGGGUAAUGAUCUUGUCCUUUGUAAAAGAGAAAUUAAAGGAGCAGAGAAAACAACACUUACAGGAACUAACUGGUGGACUGAACAGAAGAUUGAUAGGAUUGUAGCUGAAUGUUUCCUUCUGAAGCUGCUUUCAAUGUUCUGUAUCAUUAUCCAACUAGAUUGUUAGGAGUUCGUGUGCUUGCUCUACUCUUCUCUAAUAUAUAUUUUUUUAUAUUACUGAUCUGUUAUGCGGGUUUUGGUA
Nelumbo nucifera (sacred lotus) is the source of this 1735-nucleotide messenger RNA. The record is from RefSeq and is a predicted model, not a curated record. Lineage: Eukaryota; Viridiplantae; Streptophyta; Magnoliopsida; Proteales; Nelumbonaceae.